Rhagoletis zephyria (snowberry fruit fly) is the source of this 3231-nucleotide messenger RNA. Lineage: Eukaryota; Metazoa; Arthropoda; Insecta; Diptera; Tephritidae. The record is from RefSeq and is a predicted model, not a curated record.
AUGGACUCUGCCAGUCCGCAGCAGCAGCAGCAGAACAAUACCGCCGAGACGACGAACGGCGACGGCGAUGUGCUUAGCGGCGGCGACGAGAACAUGGAAGACGAUGAGUCACGAUCGCAGGCGACGUUCCGCUACGUGAUCACCAACUUCUCCAAGCUGAAGGAGUCGGUUCUCAGUCCGCCGACCUACGUCAGAAACUUGCCAUGGAAGAUCAUGGCAAUGCCACGAGUGGGUGGCACCGUCACCAACCAACACGGCUUGAAGAGUUUGGGCUACUUUCUUCAGUGCAACGGAGAGUCAGAGUCCACGAGCUGGUCGUGCAAUGCUUCCGCUGAUUUGCGUAUUCUCGCCCAGAAGGAAGGCUGCGAGCACAUUUCACGACGCAUCUCGCACAUCUUCUACAGCAAAGAGAACGACUGGGGCUUCAGCUACUUCACCAGCUGGGCGGAACUGACCGACCCGGCCAAGGGCUACCUGAAGGACGACACGCUCAUCCUCGAGGCGACGGUGACGGCGGACGCGCCGCACGGCGUCAGCUGGGACUCGAAGAAGCACACCGGCUUCGUGGGGCUGAAGAACCAGGGCGCCACCUGCUACAUGAACUCCCUCCUGCAGACGCUCUACUUCACCAACAAGCUGCGCAAGGCGGUCUACCAGAUGCCGACGGAGAGCGACGACAGCACGAAGAGCGUCGCCCUCGCCCUGCAGCGCGUCUUCUACGACCUGCAGUUCAACGACAAGCCGGUGGGCACGAAGAAGCUGACCAAGUCCUUUGGCUGGGAGACGCUGGACUCCUUCAUGCAGCACGACGUGCAGGAGCUCUGUCGGGUGCUGCUGGACAACAUGGAGAGCAAGAUGAAGGGCACCAUUGUGGAGGGCACCAUUCCCAAUCUGUUUGAGGGGAAGAUGAUUUCCUUCAUCCGCUGCAAGCACGUCGACUUCAGCUCCUCCCGCACCGAGCCCUUCUACGACAUUCAGCUGAACGUGAAGGACAAGAAGGACAUCUACGAGUCCUUCGUGGAGUACAUCAGCACCGAGCUGCUGGACGGCGAGAACAAGUACGACGCCGGCGACCACGGCCUGCAGGAGGCGGAGAAGGGCAUCACCUUUGAGUCCUUUCCGCCGGUGCUGCACCUGCACCUCCUGCGCUUCCAGUACGACCCGGCCACCGAUGCCAACGUGAAGAUCAACGACCGCUACGAGUUUCCCGAGAAGCUCAACCUGGACAAGUUUCUCUCGAAGCCGGAGCCGACGCCGGCCGACUACACGCUGCACGCCGUGCUGGUGCACAGCGGCGACAACCACGGCGGCCACUACGUGGUCUUCAUCAACCCGAAAGGGGACGGCAAGUGGUGCAAGUUCGACGACGACGUCGUCAGCUGCUGCCAGAAGGAGGACGCCAUCAACAACAACUACGGCGGCGGCGGGGAGCUGCCGCCGGAGGACACGACGCCGGUGAAGCAGUCCACCAACGCCUACAUGUUGGUGUACAUUCGCAACAGUGCGCUCGCCGACGUCCUCGUGCCGGUGACGAAGGACGACAUCAAGGAGCACCUGGUCUUGCGGCUGCUGGAGGAGAAGCGGCAGGAGGUGCUGCGCCGGAAGGAGCGCAACGAGCAGCACCUCUACGUGACGGCGAACGCCUACACCGAGGAGGCCAUCAUGACGUACAAGGGCGCGGACCUGGUCAGCGUCGACCGCUCGCCCUGCUUCACCUUCAAGGUGGCGCGGUCGGGCAGCUACCGCGAGACGGUGGCCGCCGUCGCCGAGCAGCUGCACUACCCGGCGGCCAGCAUUCGCCUGUGGCCCUUUCUGGCGCGGAACAACCACUCCUUCCGGCCGACGCGCGUCCACGAGACGGAGACGGCGGGCAGCUUUCUGGACAGCGCCACCGGCGGGGCGGUCUUUGUGGAGAUGGCGCCGCCGACGGUGCCCGUGCCGCCGCUGCCCGUCUCGGAGAAGGAUGUGCACGUGCUCAUCUUCUUCAAGUAUUACGACAUUAAGAACUCCUUUCUCACGUACUGCGGCCUGGCGCACGUCGAGCGCCGCACCAAACUGGUCGACCUCCUCGAGCUGAUGUGGGCGAAGGCGGGCCUGGCGGUGGGCACGCCGCUGAAGAUCUACGAGGAGGAGUACCACAGCUGCAUCCACCCGAUGAUCAACUUCGAGCUGGCGCUGGAGGACGCCGUCAAUGAGCUGAUGGACGGCGACAUCAUCGCCUUUGAGCGGAACGACGUCAUUCCGCCGCAGGACGGCCCCUCCGGCCUGCUCGAGUACUUCCAGGACCUGCUGCACCGCGUGGAGGUGCUCUUCUGUGAUAAGAACGUCCCCAACGACCCGGGCUUCCUCCUGGAGCUGUCGAUGAAGAUGACCUACAAUCAGAUCGCCGCGGCGGUGGCCAUGCGCCUCGGCACCGACCCCAUGAAGUUGCAGUUCUUCAAGAACCAGAGCAGCUACCGCGAGGGGCCGGGCGGGGCGCUGCGCUGCAGCUACGAGGGCACCCUCAAGGACAUUCUGCUGUACUUUAAGCCCCGCCAGCCGAAGAAGAUCUUCUUUCAGCAUCUCAACAUUAGCAUCCACGAGCUGGAGAACAAGAGACCCUUCAAGUGUACAUACGUCAACACCAAGCUGAAGGAGGAGGAGAUGGAGCUCUUCCCCAACAAGUCCGGCACCGUCACCGACCUGCUGCUCGAGGCGGCGAAGAAGAUCAAGUCGGAGACGGCCGGCGGCCACCUGCGACUGCUGGAGAUUGUCAGCUGCAAGAUCAACCACAUCAUCCCCAAUGACAUCAUCCUCGAGUGUCUGAACCCGGCGGGCACCAAGAGCUACCGCGUGGAGGAGAUUCCCAACGACCAGGUGAAGCUGGAGCCGAAUGAGUUCCUCCUCCCGGUGGCCCACUUUCAAAAGGAGUCCUACCAGACCUAUGGCGUGCCAUUUCUACUCAAGGUGAAGAAUAACGAGUCAUUCGUCACUGUCAAGGAGCGAAUUCAAAAGAAGCUGGACGUCUCUGAUAAGGAGUUUGAAAAGUACAAGUUUGCCAUCAUCUCGCAGCGAGUCAACUACAUCACCGACGAGGUGAAUCAGAUCUUCAAGAAGGAGGAUCACGCCAUCAACUAUUCAACCGCCUACAACAACGCGCCCAAGCUGUGGCUAGGCCUGGAUCACGUGAACAAGACGCCGAAGCGCUCUCGCUACACUCACUACGAGAAGGCCAUCAAGAUUCACAACUGA